GAGGAGCAACGGGCUAUAACUAAGCAAAAAUACGCUCCCGCGUCGAAGUUUUUGUUUUAGCGUCGCGAGUUUCGUAGCACCUGCAAUCCAUUUCUUUUCGCUGUUGUUAAGAUAUAUAUUAAAAGAAGGAGAAAAAGACAUAGUACAGUUUAUUUCCAAUAAGAAUGUCUCUUCAGCUAUUAAGUUCCCCACUGAACUAUCGCAAACAACUGAAGUUUGAACCUUGGAACGUCAUAAAAAACUAGUAAUAUGGAUGGCCUAAAACAACAAAACAGUCGUUGAAAAUUAAUGCUAUAUAACUAUAGGCUAUAAAAUAGUUAAAUAAGUAGCUAAGAAGAAAUUUAAUUUCAUAUUUUUGAAAAUAAAAUUUGGUAUAUAUUUUUUAAUGAAGGUUCAUUGGUUGUUUUUACUGAUUGGUGUCUUACAAGGUGUUAACUCUAUAAAAGAAAACAACCUUAAAUGGGUUAGAGUAAACGUACCUCAGUACAGGGUUCCAGGCGAAACAGCGCUGUUGCAAUGCGAAUAUAAUUUAGGAAAUGAUAAAUUAUAUUCUGUAAAGUGGUACAAGGACCACGAAGAGUUUUAUCGAUUUGUGCCAAAAUUCAAACCUCAGACAUCUUCUUUUAAAGUGGAAGGAGUUCAUGUUGAUAUGUAUAAGUCUGACAGCAAAAAAGUUGUACUACAUUCAGUUAAUUGGAAGACCAGUGGGACUUACAAAUGUGAAGUAUCAGCUGAAGCGCCAUCUUUUGCCAGUGCACAAAGUGAAGCGAAAAUGGAAGUAAUCACUCUCCCGCAUGAGGAUCCCGUCAUAAAAGGAGUGAAAGAUCAAUAUAACAUAGGAGAUGAAAUAGUUCUUAACUGUACUUCUGGAAGAAGUAGACCUGCCUCCAUUCUGCACUGGUAUAUUAAUGAACAGCAGAUACAAAAACCAGAAGCACUUAUUGAAUAUCCAAUAGAGACGCAUCCUAAAGGUCUAGUUACGUCAACACUAGGCUUAAAAUUCCAUCUAAGUAAUCGGCAUUUUUUGGGAGGUUCUAUGAGAGUGAAAUGCGUAGCUUCAAUUCUCCCUACUCUAUUUGGAGAUGAGAGAGAAUCAGAUGUUCAGAGCUUACCCAUUAUGAGAGAUAUGAGAGAGGCCUUGUUAUUAGUACGGAGUUCAUCUUCCCAUCAUACGGAUCCCAUGGUGUAUAUAUUACUGUUAGGUAUAUUUCUUUCUUUUGUUUUUCCCAACAUAUAUAGAGUAAAUUCUUAAAAAAAAAGAAAAAGUAAAAAUUAUUAAAUUAUUAUUUUCCAUUUGUUAGACAAUCUAGAAAAAAAUUUGAUCAUGUAUAAUAAAAAAAGUAAAAGUAAAAAUUUCAAUACUUGUGAUAAUUUAAUAAGAAAAGUGAGUACAGUAAAAACUUAUUAUAUAUAUUUGAUCAACAAAAAAUAUAUUGUUGCUAAAU
This is a messenger RNA of Anthonomus grandis grandis, 1445 nucleotides long. RefSeq names its product cell adhesion molecule 1-like. The record is from RefSeq and is a predicted model, not a curated record. NCBI's taxonomy places the organism in Eukaryota, Metazoa, Arthropoda, Insecta, Coleoptera, Curculionidae. The transcript has 7 exons. Bases 386 to 1252 code for a protein of 288 amino acids.